AUCCUGAUAAUGUGGCUCAAAUGAAAAAGAAAAACUGUGAGGGGGGAAGUUCUGCUCAGUGCGCUGUCAUCUCCCACUUAUAAACUCCUAUAAGUAACCACAGUCGCGGCUUAUGCCUUCAUACCGGCCAGUGUAGAUAGCACAGACACAGGCAGUGUCCGGUUGCAGAUCGGUCACAACACAAUAUCCCUCUGCCAUCAGUCAAAUGUCUAUUUUUGGCCCGAGGCUCAGCUGAUAGUGGGCCUUGAAAAUUCUGGCCCUCCCUGAUUUUUUUUUCUUGUAGUCAGUUGUUCAGGCUUAUUAGGAAAAGAGGGAGUUGUCUAACAGCAGAUGAGACUUUUGCUGGAUGUUAAGUUCAGUACUGAGGGAUGCAGCUCUCUAGGCUAUAACAUAAGUUGCCGAAGUGAGAACAUUUUUAGCUGGGUGUUUCCUUUUUAUUAUAGCCAGUUCAUCCCUGUGUGGGGCCGCUGUCACUGCUCUCCUCCUCGGCAGGGAAGAACAGCUGUAACUUCACUUCACAAGCUGACAAGGUGCUUCUUUGGGCUGUUAAUUCGCCACCACUAGGCUAUUUUUACUCUGUGGACGGAUACCACCAGAGGCAAACUUCAAAACUAACUUCAGCUUGUUUGAUCGGCGUCCUCCCGUUGGGUCCAGACGAGGAGGAUGGAGACGAGCCCCAUCCCGGUGUUGACGGUCCAAACCGCCCCCUUCGACGACCAGCGGCCCGGUACCAACGGGCUGCGGAGGAAGACGGCGGUGUUUGAGGGGAAGAAGAACUACCUGCAGAACUACAUCCAGAGCGUGUUGUCCUCCAUCGACCUGAGGGACCGGCAGGGCUGCACCAUGGUGGUGGGCAGCGACGGCCGCUACUUCAGCCGAGCUGCCACCGAGGUGAUAGUGCAGAUGGCAGCUGCCAAUGGGAUUGGUCGUCUGGUAAUCGGCCACAAUGGCCUCCUGUCCACCCCUGCUGUUUCCUGCAUCAUCAGGAAGAUCAAGGCCAUUGGUGGGAUCAUCCUCACAGCUAGUCACAACCCCGGAGGCCCUGGUGGAGACUUUGGAAUCAAGUUCAAUGUGGCAAAUGGAGGCCCGUCUCCGGACACAGUGAUGGAGAGGAUCUACCAGGUGAGCCGGACGCUCGAGGAGUAUGCCAUCUGCCCUGAUCUCCACAUUGACCUGUCCAGGCUGGGAAGACAAGAAUUUGAUCUGGAGAACAAGUUCAAACCUUUCAGAGUGGAGAUCGUAGACUCAGUUGAGGUGUAUCUACAACUGCUGCGAAACAUCUUUGACUUCAAUGCCAUUAAAAGUCUUCUCACAGGACCAGAUCAGCUUAAGAUACACAUAGAUGCCAUGAACGGAGUGAUGGGCCCCUACGUACGUAGGAUCCUGUGUGAUGAGUUGGGAUCUCCUGCUAACUCUGCUGUCAACUGUGUCCCUCUGGAGGACUUUGGUGGCCGACCUCCAGAGCCUAACCUGACUUACGCUACCUCUCUGGUAGAUGCCAUGAAAGGAGGUGACUUUGGCUUUGGAGCUGCAUUUGAUGCAGAUGGGGACCGGUACAUGAUCCUUGGAGAAAACGGCUUCUUUGUGAACCCGUCAGACUCAGUGGCCAUCAUGGCUGCCAACCUCUCCACCAUCCCCUACUUCAGACAGCUGGGAGUCAAGGGCUUUGCCAGGAGUAUAGCCACCAGCACCGCCCUCGACCGGGUAGCCAAAGCCAUGAAACUGGCGCUGUAUGAGACUCCCACAGGCUGGAGGUACUUUGGAAACCUGAUGGAUUCUGGGCGUUGUUCCCUCUGCGGGGAGGAGAGCUUUGGGACAGGUUCAGACCACAUUCGUGAGAAAGAUGGUUUGUGGUCGGUGUUGGUGUGGUUGUCCAUCAUGGCCGCCAGGAAACAGGGUGUGGAGCAGAUUAUCAGAGAACACUGGGCCAAGUUUGGACGUAACUACUUCUGCAGAUUUGACUAUGAAGGCCUGGACCCACGCACAGCCUUUUACCUGAUGAGAGAUCUGGAGGCAGUAAUCUCAGACAAGGCAUUCACCAGCCAGAAGUUUGCUGUAGGAGACCACAUGUAUAGCGUGGAGAAGGCCGACAACUUUGAGUACAUCGACCCCGUGGACGGAACAGUGGCUCGAAACCAGGGUUUAAGGAUCGUCUUCAAUGAUGCAUCCCGCCUGGUGUUUCGGAUGAGCGGGAGCGGCGGAGGGAUGGGUGCCACCAUCCGCAUUUACGCCGAGAGCUUCGAGAGAGACCCUGAGAGACACAACAGAGAGACUCAGGUGGUGCUGGGUCCUCUCAUUGCCAUAGCCCUGAAGAUCUCCAACAUCCAUGAGAGAACAGGACGCCGUGGCCCUAAUGUCAUCACAUGAGCACUCAUAUGCGUGCACACACAGGCAUCUACUUGCCCACACAAAAAAAUACCUUCAAAAUACUUGUUUCUGUGCUUAUCUGCCUUUUUUUUUAAAAAUCCAUUCUCUGUAGCUUCGUUCUCAUUUUUCAUUUUUGUUUAAACGGUGGCUAAGCUGAGGGUGCUGCCGCGGUUUAUCUCUCAAAAAGAACGUUAAUGUUGCACACUGUUAUCGCAGUUGUUUAUUGACCACUAUCAUCUGCCAGCUAUCGAAGACUUAAAAUAUUCAGUAUCUAAACCAGGGAGGCUAUUUAAUUAUUGCCAUGGAUAACUAAUGGAAAAUAUGUAAACAGCAAACAUAUUAUGAAUGUGCAGUCUGACUGUUGAUGUUUGUGGCUUGCUUUUAUCAAGACUUAUUGACUAAGGGAGCCUAAGAGAGUUUUUGUAUAACAGUGCAGAGUUCACUUUUCAUAUUGCUUGUACCUGUCCUCUCAGAUAUGUCACAGUGGGGUUUUUUUUUCAAUAAUUUCAUGCAGAAGUAAUCGAACUGUUGUCUAAGUGUAAAAAUAAAACAGGCAUCACAUCACAACUAAUAAAUCAUUGAAUUGAAUUGCAAUGAGUUGAUGUUUGAAAAUGAAUGUUAAUGCAUAUCUUGCUCUGUAAAAUAGUGGGAAGUUGUCAGACUCAUAUUUACUACCUAAGGACAGGGUAUUCAAAAUGUAAAAUAACAAAAUAGCAAAUGAAGUCACAGGUAAUGAAAAAAUUUUAGUUUUAGAAUUGUUUGGGCUUUUUCUUUAAUUUGUCAGUUUAUGCCUUUGGGAAUGCCAUAUAACCAUAUUUGAAUAUAUAAUUUCUUUUUUUUUAAAAUCCAAAUAAACUUUUUUGUGUGUAGCA
Messenger RNA from Siniperca chuatsi (mandarin fish), 3239 nucleotides. RefSeq names its product phosphoglucomutase 5 (gene pgm5). The record is from RefSeq and is a predicted model, not a curated record. Gene Ontology annotation, molecular function: phosphoglucomutase activity; magnesium ion binding. Lineage: Eukaryota; Metazoa; Chordata; Actinopteri; Centrarchiformes; Sinipercidae. Bases 664 to 2367 code for a protein of 567 amino acids. Gene Ontology annotation, cellular component: cytosol; adherens junction; sarcolemma. Gene Ontology annotation, biological process: myofibril assembly; striated muscle tissue development; carbohydrate metabolic process. The transcript is spliced from 11 exons.